UUGGCAGUGCUGAUCUGUUUCUCACUUUGUUUGGCUCUAAGAGAUUCUGCCUUAAGGAGAAACAAGCUUGUAAGGAGUUCUGAUAAGGGUCAGUUCCACGCUGGACCACACAAACUAUCUACAGGAGAUCCGGAGAGCAUGGGGAAAUCAAACAGCAAGCUCAAACCAGAGGUGGUGGAGGAACUAACCAGGAAGACCUACUUUACAGAGAAAGAAGUUCAGCAAUGGUACAAGGGCUUCAUAAAAGAUUGCCCGAGUGGUCAGCUUGAUGCUGCAGGUUUCCAGAAGAUCUACAAACAGUUCUUCCCCUUCGGUGACCCCACCAAGUUUGCCUCAUUUGUCUUCAAUGUUUUUGACGAGAACAAGGAUGGACGGAUUGAGUUCUCAGAGUUUAUUCAGGCCCUGUCUGUGACCUCACGUGGGACCUUGGAUGAAAAGCUCCGCUGGGCCUUCAAGCUUUAUGAUCUUGAUAACGAUGGCUAUAUCACACGUGAUGAAAUGCUCAAUAUCGUAGAUGCCAUCUAUCAGAUGGUGGGAAACACAGUGGACCUUCCAGAAGAAGAAAACACGCCGGAGAAGAGAGUGGAUCGUAUUUUUGCCAUGAUGGAUAAGAAUGCUGAUGGGAAGCUGACCCUGCAGGAGUUCCAGGAGGGAUCAAAGGCAGAUCCCUCUAUUGUACAAGCUCUCUCACUCUACGAUGGCCUUGUAUAGUAGCAGUAUUUUGUCUUAAAGAUACAGGUACGGCAAAGGAUCCAGUGCGGUGCCAUCCCACAAUGCAAUUCAAGGAGAUGAGUCUUCGUCGUUUGACCUCUCAUUCUGGACACU
This is a messenger RNA of Sinocyclocheilus anshuiensis, 825 nucleotides long. RefSeq names its product neuronal calcium sensor 1. Lineage: Eukaryota; Metazoa; Chordata; Actinopteri; Cypriniformes; Cyprinidae. Gene Ontology annotation, molecular function: calcium ion binding; calcium sensitive guanylate cyclase activator activity. The record is from RefSeq and is a predicted model, not a curated record. The transcript is spliced from 8 exons. The coding region runs from base 139 to 711 and encodes 190 amino acids.